CCAUGACAUGUCCUCUCAAAAGACCAAUAGAUGUGAGAUUUUCAUCUUUCUCCACUACACUCACAAAUUCUUUCACCACCUCCAUUAUACCUCUCCUUCCCUCAACAUCUAUUAAUCUCAAUUCCCACCUUCACUUACACAAUAGUAAUUAAUUAAUUAAGUAUUAAUUAAUUACUAAUCACCAACCAUGUCAAGCUCAAUGCAAAACGACACCGUUCAAGCCUCAUCUUCAUCGUCCCGGCCCGGCGGCUCCGAUCAACAACCAACAGCGGCAGUAGCUCCUUUGAGCCGUUAUGAGUCACAAAAGAAACGUGACUGGAACACGUUUGGACAAUACUUAAGGAACCAAUCACCACCAGUUUCUUUGUCUCAGUGCAACUUCAACCAUGUGCUUGAGUUCCUUCGUUACUUAGAUCAAUUUGGAAAGACUAAGGUUCACUUGCACGGUUGCAUCUUUUUCGGACAACCCGAUCCGCCGGCACCGUGUACUUGUCCGUUGAGACAAGCUUGGGGGAGUCUUGAUGCACUCAUCGGACGGCUAAGAGCUGCUUAUGAAGAACACGGUGGAUCGCCGGAGAAUAAUCCGUUUGGAACCGGAGCUAUUCGUGUUUACCUUCGUGAAGUUAAGGAGUGUCAAUCAAAGGCUAGAGGGAUCCCUUACACAAAGAAAAAGAAGAAGAGGAGUCAACUUAAGGGCACUCAUAAUACUACUUCUAAGUCUUUCAACCAAUUAGCUUCUUGAGAUUCAUGGGCAUCAAGAAUGACUUACUUGGAUUGGGGAUUCAACUUGCCAAGGAGAACAAGCAUGUCCAAGCUAGAAAUACAAGUACCAUCUGCACUUCAUUGACUGAAAAUUCAUCACAAAAGAAUAUUGAUGGAUCCCAAUUUGUAAAACAGAACGUCACAAUAAUGUUUUUGGAGCAUGUUUGUUCUGAGUAAGUCUUAAAUAUAUGUAUAACAACCUUUGUAAUUUUAUCACAUAUUAGACUUCAUCUUUAAAAUAGAAACGGUAAGAAUGCUGCCUAGCUUUA
Molecule: messenger RNA, 1031 nt
Organism: Medicago truncatula (barrel medic)
Lineage: Eukaryota; Viridiplantae; Streptophyta; Magnoliopsida; Fabales; Fabaceae
Product: protein LIGHT-DEPENDENT SHORT HYPOCOTYLS 10
Exons: 2
Coding region: 188-742 (184 amino acids)
Biological process (GO): mRNA transcription; response to light stimulus
Cellular component (GO): nucleus
Source: RefSeq, a predicted model, not a curated record